Capronia epimyces CBS 606.96 is the source of this 2256-nucleotide messenger RNA. RefSeq lists its product as uncharacterized. The coding region runs from base 1 to 2256 and encodes 751 amino acids. The transcript has 2 exons. The record is from RefSeq and is a predicted model, not a curated record. Lineage: Eukaryota; Fungi; Ascomycota; Eurotiomycetes; Chaetothyriales; Herpotrichiellaceae.
AUGUGGCUCGCCAGUUGGAUACCCGUUCACACGACUGUCUCGGAAGAACCUCUCGGUCUCUGUAUCAUCAACUCCGCGACGAGAGCGAGCAUCCCGUACUCGACAUGGGCCAAAGUGGCAUUUUCAAAUCCAGAUGCCAGGUUCCGGGUCACACUUGGUCGGUGUAACGACUAUGACAACGCCCUUCAGACAGCUUCACCGUACUCCGUCUGUACCCUAGCGCACGCGACCAGUUUUGCCUACCACUCAGGGGUUCUGUCCUACUCGACGUGUUCCAGCCUCCGCAUUCUCGAUUUCAAUCACGGCCGAACCAGAACCACGGAGAAAGUGGUGACCAACGCUUUCUUAUGCAAAUCGGUGAGUGUGAGUAGGAGCUUCCAAGGCCAGGAGAAACUGGACCUUGGGUCUCUCGUGUCCCUUCAAGUCCAAGCGUUUGCUUCUGAUAUAGUGGUGCUUCUGUGUGAUUUUGGUCUCUAUGGUCAAUAUCUACUUGCCGUCAACAUUGCCGACGCUUUCGAGCCACCACAGCAGCUGCCAGAUGGCCAACGCCAUUCCCGUGUCUUGCUAUGCACGCGUCUGCGGUCUACCAGCAAGCUCUUCGUGAGGCAUGACAGCAGAUAUCUGGUUUUGGGCACGCAUUCGGCUCUAGGCAACCAUGAUCACCAUGAAUGGCUGUUGUAUCGGUACGAUCUCCGAACGUCAAGACCAGUGAGCAAGGAGCCGUUGCAGCUCCGGGACUUCUUCGGCUCCGAGAUGGGGUCGACGGUCUGCUUUACAAUCUACCACGACAACUUCUACGCCUUAACCAAUCAGACCAGCUUCGAGAGCGAAGAAGUCGACUGGACAAGCUAUUACCAUUUCAUCUGCUUCCGCCUCGACGACCCCCAUCCCGACUUGAAAGUGCAGGUCAUUUGGAGAAGACAACAUCUGGAGGGCCCAAUCAAUGACUCCUGGACGGAUAUUGGAUUCCAACUGGACCACCGUAGUGGUGAACUGCUGAUUGUGGAAUGCAGAAAGGAAUGGUUGGAUGGCGGUAGUCAAUCUGUGAGGACGUAUUACACCCAGCCCUUUCAUCGAGCAGUACAUGGCGAGUUACAGAAUGGCCUCCGACAUCCGCCCAACGACCCGCUGAGCCGUACGUUGGAUGCAAAGAGUAAUAGCAGAUGGGAGGCAUCCUGGCCUCGCGCUGAUAGGUACGUCCACACCGAAACCCAACAGGGUGACGGGGACGGCGUCAAAGAAUAUAUUCGAGCAAAGACCAAAUGGCAUGGCUACCAUUUCAAUGCUCAAACCUUCGUCGAUCUGGUGACGGAGGACGCCAGUGUCGAAGGUGAGUGGCGGCCUAAAGAGCGCAUCAAGCUUCGAAUGGUUAGUAGGCACGAACUUGGUCCUCUCGUCCCGACUGGGACUGGGGAAAGGUUCAGGAUCCGAUCUCGAAUGAGAGACAAGGAGGGUGAGGAGAUGCAAGAUGGCGAGGAAGCAUUCGGCCCUAGCAAAGUGUCGCUGUGGCCUCCGGACGAUGCUCCCCAGGAACUCCAUGACAUGCUCUGCCCUGGCGGUCGGGCAGGAGACGUCAAGGCCAUCCUAGGUGACGAAGGGAUGGUGUAUAUGGCCGGCCCGCCCCGCGAGCCUGGCUCUCCUGAGCGGGCGCUCAUAUUCGUGAGCUUCGAUCCGACGUUUGGCUUCGAAGGUAUGACACGCUUGGACGGAAGUGCGGUCAGGCAAAAGCAGAGAGAUGCGCCGUCGAAUGCGGAGAGGAAGAGGAAAAGUGUGUCUGAACUACGCCGAGAGUCAGCUGGUGGCUCUUCCAGCGAGAUGGAUCCAGAGCCUGCUUCUAGCGGACGUGUCAAGCGCAUCCGAGAUGGACAGGGAACGGCUGAACUUCAAUCUCCUCGCACGUGGUUCGUGAAAGAUGACGAUUCGGCCAGCGCGAAAGAGCUCGAUAAGCAAACGGAAGCGCAGGGAAAACAAGCAGAACCUGGGCAUGAGCGGGCCAGUAUCCUUCCACAUCUUUCGCCACCGGUGCCAACACUUCAAGCCUGGUCUUCCUCCGUGAUGAGGACUCGCAGUCCAAGGACGUCGCCGUCACCACCUGUGUCACCUUCGUCGCCUUCGUUUCCAUCCAUCCAACAGCCAGCCUCAUCUCCCAGGACCAUGACUGUGGCCAACAGGCCGUCUCUGGCGUCACGCAACCUUGAUACCUGGCGCGAGAGGGCGGCAUAUACUACUAUCAAGAAGGGGUUUUGGUUGCGGUAA